This is a messenger RNA of Sungouiella intermedia, 1884 nucleotides long. Lineage: Eukaryota; Fungi; Ascomycota; Pichiomycetes; Serinales; Metschnikowiaceae. The record is from the annotation of a GenBank genome assembly.
AUGAGAAUUCUCUGUGUGGCUGAAAAAAACUCAAUUGCCAAGGAAGUGGCGAAUGUGCUCUCCGGAGGACGUUCUCGUCCUAGAGACUCCACGUAUAAGUUCGUCAAGAACUAUGACUUCACUUACAACUUUCCUGGACUCGGAAACUGCGACGUCACUAUGACAGCCGUAUCAGGACACAUUCUAGGAACGGACUUUGGACCCGAAUACGCGUGGGGAAAGUGCUUUCCAGGUCGACUAUUUGAUGCACCGUUCAUUACCUCAGUAUCCAAAGACAAAGAUAAACGAAGUCAGAAAAUUCACGACAACAUCGUUAAGGAGGCACGUAACGCGGAUAGAUUGAUGAUAUGGACAGAUUGUGAUCGUGAGGGUGAGUACAUAGGUUGGGAGAUCUUGCACGUAGCUCAGCUGAAGAAUCGGAACAUCACUUUGGGUAAUACGUGGAGAGCUCAGUUUUCCCACUUGGAGCCUUCACACGUGGUGUCGGCGGCUAGAAGCCCACAGGCACUCGACAUGAAGUUGGUGGAGGCUGUGGAAUGUCGAAAAGAAUUUGAUUUGCGAGUUGGAACGUCCUUCACUAGGUUUCUAACUAAUGUCUAUAAGAGCAAGAACAUGGUAGGCGAUAAGGAGGUUGUCUCGUAUGGAACAUGUCAGUUUCCAACCCUCAGCUUUGUGGUAGACCGCUACGUUCGUGUCAGACGCUUCACACCAGAACCAUUUUGGUAUAUUGACGUGGUUGUAGACCACAAGGGCCAAAAGGUACCUUUUUCGUGGACUCGAGGCCAUCUUUUCGACAAGGCGUUUGUCUACUUAUUAUACUCACAAAUUAUGCUGGGUAAUUCGCCUGCGACCAUCUCCAGUGUUUCUACAAAACCUACUCAACAUUAUCGUCCAUUUCCACUAACCACCGUGGAGCUUCAGAAGUGUUGCUCCCGGUUUUUCCGUUUGACAGCAAAACAAGCUUUAGAUGCUGCAGAGCUGCUCUACACAGCCGGAUUCAUCUCGUACCCGAGAACAGAAACGGACAGGUUUCCGGAGUCGAUGGAUCUCCCUUCGUACAUUGCCAAACAAACCCAAGAUCCAAGGUGGGGAAGUUAUGCACAGAGUUUAACAGGUGGUAACGCGUUCAGAAAUCCUCGUGGAGGCAAGCAUGACGAUAAGGCGCAUCCUCCCAUUUAUCCUGUCAAAUAUGUGAAUAUCGACACAUUGCGUGGAGAUCAGAAAAAGGUGUACGAAUUCGUCGCAAGAAGAUUCUUAGCAUGUUGUUCCGAUGAUGCUAAAGGUCUCCAAACUAGUGUUGAGUUACAAUGGGGAAGCGAGAAGUUUACUGCUGGUGGUGUCCAGGUGACUCAACGUAACUUUCUCGAUGUCUAUCCUUACUCCGACUGGAAGUCAUCAGCGCAGCUUCCUGAAUUUCAGCGCAACGAGACCGUUAAAGUGCACAGCGCAAAGUUAAAAGAGGGCAAAACCUCGCCUCCUAACUACAUGACUGAAACAGAAUUAAUUGCAUUGAUGGAUGCCAACGGUAUUGGAACAGAUGCCACUAUCGCAGAACACAUUGACAAAAUCAUUCUGCGAAACUAUAUUAGUCGGCGGAAAUCAGGCAAAUCUGAAAUCUUCAUUCCCACAUCACUCGGUAUUACAUUAAUUCAGGCAUUUGAUGCCAUCUUGAUAGACCGUAUUUCUCUCUCCAAGCCGUUUUUGAGACGGGCUCUUGAGGGGUUUCUCCAAAAAAUCUCCAGAGGAGAGAUUACAAAGCAGGACGUGAUCAACCAACUUCUCCCACUUUACAAAGAGGCAUUCAUGGAGAGCAACCAGAAGAGCCAUGUGAUGAUCGAUACAUUCAUUGAAACGAACAGAAAACUAGAUAGUGGAAUGAUCUAG